Molecule: messenger RNA, 564 nt
Organism: Acanthoscelides obtectus
Lineage: Eukaryota; Metazoa; Arthropoda; Insecta; Coleoptera; Chrysomelidae
Source: the annotation of a GenBank genome assembly
AUGGAAAUAACAAAAAAUCUACAAAAUACUGGAGCAUUGCCCACAGAUAUCGACACACAAACAAAUACACCUGAAAAUGAAAUUGAAAUCAUUGAAGCAGAGUCAUCGGACGAUGAAAAUCAAAUAAAUAGUCCUGGAAGAAAUUAUCUUACAAGUGGAGAUGAAUUUUCCGACUUUGGGAGUGAUGAUUCUAUCAUAGAUAAAGACUAUUACCCAUCUUCGUCGGAUUCUGAUGAAAAUCCACAUAAUCUGUUUGAUGAUACAAUCGAAGGCAGUGCCGCCGAGGCCGAUGAUUUAGUUUCGGAUACAGCUGAUGAAAAUGAAGCUAAUGACACCACAGAUGAUGAAAUUGGAAAUAUGCCGCAUGUUGGGCUAGAUACUAAUAAUUGGCAAGACAUUGUUGAAGGACAGUUGUUUCCGAACCAACAACACGUAAAAGGAUUCACACUUUCAGAAAACCAACUGGCCCAGGAAGAAAAAAAAGGAAGAUUUGUAGAGGAUGCUAUCAAAACCUUCGGACAACUGUAUCCAGCCGUGAAGCAAAUAAGAAAGUCACCAAAGUAA